GACAGUGGCAAGAAGAUGUUCUUGAUGUAUGAGAUUCCAAAUCUAUUUUCCAUCCGAUGCUUGCCGGAGCUUGUACGGAACUGAUUCCUUUGUAAAUAUACAGCUGCUGCCUGAAGAAUGGAGGUCCACAACAGGCGGCCUUACUCAAGACUUAGCUUGAAGGAGGAGUUUGAUUUUGAUAUCAAUGACAUCAGCCGGGCCUCCACUCCAACCAGCACCAUGAGUUCAAAAUCUGAAGGGCGCAGACGAGAAAAAUCGCACAGGAGUCACUCAGUUGAUGAUUACAAACGCAAGAUUGCACGCCUGAAGAGUGAAUUGGAGGCAGAAAAAGCUCGGACCAAACAGAUUUAUCGAGAAAAAUCAUCCGAAAUUAAGUCUCUACAGGAGACUUAUAAGAAAGAAAAGGAAAAGGAGAUCAGUAAAUUAGAAGUGAAGCUAAGUCAGGAAAAACAGAAAGAAAUAGAAAUUAUACAGGAGAAUAUAGCCAAAAAGAAGGACAAAGAAUUACAAGAGGUGCUCAAAUACAAAGAAGAGGAGGUCAAAAAUCUCAGGGAAAAAUUUGAAGAGGAGAAAUCUAAGGCCCUUCAGUCAGUGGUGGAGUCAGAGAAAAAACAGUAUGAACAAAAUGCAGAAAAGAUGUCCAAGGAGAUUGAAAAGCUAAGGGAGGAGAAAAAGAAAAUUGAAGCCGAUUUCAAGAAAAAAUGCGAGGACCAAACACGCAAGGAAAAAGAGUUCUCAGAGGUCAAAGAGGGCUAUGAUGCAGAACUGCGAAAGAUACUCAACGAGUCCAAAAAAUUUGCAUUUGGGAAUUUACAAAAACUCAAAAAAGCUGAAAAGGCAUUAAGUGAGGGAAUAAUUUCAGAGGAUGAAGUAUUAUCUAUUACUGAAUCAAUUAGUCUUAGGGGAACUCCGUUUUCGGAGAUUUCUAAUCGCACUUCUAGUCGUCCCUUAGCCCUUCGAACGGCCGAGGAUUUAGAGAUUGAAAAAUACCUGGCUUCUGCCACCCCAUCUCCACACCCUGGAUCCACACCCCUGGGAAAGUCAACUCCUGGAUCUGUCUCUUUAGGAAGGUCAACUCCUGGAUCCGCACCCCUUGGAAAGACUUUUACAUUGGAUGGAAAAUCACCAUUUCGUUAUAUUACUGUUCAAGAAAAAACUGAUGAAGAGGACCAAAGCAAAGAGAAUCGAAGAUCGUCAGAAGAGAAAGACCGCCACCUUCAGAAAAGAAUUGCUGAGCUUCAGGCUCAGACACAAAGGCUCGAACGUAAAAUUGGUCUCCUAAAAACAGAAAAUGACUCGCUGAAACGACAAAAAGAUGACCAGAAACCUUUGGAAGAGAAAAUUAAAACACUGAAAAAACGCAAUGCGGAACUUGCAGCCAUUGCUAGACGUCUCGAAGAGAAAGCGAAGCAUCUCCAGCAAGAAAACAUGAAGAAGGUAAAAGAAGAGAUGAGUCCACCAGAAUCUGACCAUAUGAAGAAACUGUUUGCAAGGCAGAGGGCAAAAGAUCUCGCAGACCAUGCCAAAGCCAUGCUAGCAAAGGAUCGCGAGAUUGAGGAACUACGCAAAAAAUGUCAGGAAUUGGCAGAUACACUCAGCAAUGCCGACUUUCUUGGUCCAGAGAAUGUACAAAUGUAUGAAGAAAAGGAGGAACUAGUGACCAUUAUCAAGCAGGCAGCCAAAGAGAGGCUACAGAUGGAAAAACAACUGGCCAAGAUUAGACCAAAUGUGAGUCGCUUCUCAUUGUCGGCUCAGGCAGAUUUGAAGAAGUUGAAGGAGUUGGAAGCAACCAAUGAGACCUUGCAGAAGGAACUUGGAAAAUUAGAAAAGGCCAAAGACGACACUGAAAAACUUGAGAUAGAACUUACUCAGAAGAAAAUUGAGUGUGAGACCUUAGCAGAAGAAAUCAAAAGAGAAAAGCUAAGGAAUAAGGAGCUGGAAAGUGAUUUACAAGAGAGUGCAGCACAGAAUACCCAGCUUACUGUUCAGGUGUCAGACCUCCAACAUAGACUUCAGGACCUGGAAAAGGUUAGUGAGGAGUGUAACAUUUUACGGCUAAAUCUUUCUGAAGCCCAGCAUGAAUGUGACCAAGCCAGACACGAGCGAAGCACCCUCCAGGUCAAAGUAGGAAACCUUGAGGAAACCAUCAAAAAUCUAAAGGAAUCUGCAGAUCGUCUGCAGGAACUAGAGAAUGAGCAUCAGUCAACACUACAGCAAUUACAUGAUAAAAGUAACCAAAUCCAGUCAUUACAGCAGGCUCAACAGGAUGCCAAAGAGGAAUAUGAUAAAGCCCUGCACUCUCUAAAGGGUCGUGUUACUGAACUUCAGCAAAAGUGUCAUGAACAGGAUGAGAGACAUCAGGAACUGACACAAGAACUGACAACACUAAGAUCAGCAGCUGGCAAAAACAACUUCAAACACCCACCCAAUCAUAGUCCAUCUCAUUAUAAAGACUUAGCCAAUCACAGCCCAUCUUAUCCAGCCAAUCACAGUCCAUCCAAUCACAAAGAUUCAUCCAAUCAAAAGAGUUCCUUAGUUUCUAAUCAUUUUCAAGUUAAAGAGAACUUCCAGCAAUCAAAUGCAGGGCCUUUGACAGAAUCGAGUAGGUUUCCAGGAAAUGAUAAUAUUCAGGUGGACUCCACCAAGUCUCUAGACACAGGUUUUGCUGAUGAUGAAGAUUUAGACAAUUCAAAUAAUCCGUCCCCUGACCAAGCCAAACCCCCAGGGGAAUUUGAAGACCCAGAACUUUACGAAAUUGCCAAAAAAUUAAAAGAGCUGGAAGCUUCAGAUUCUGAAGAGGAUAAUUUAUGUGAAGAUCGAGGGGAAGACUCGGGGAUGGAUAGUCAGAAGGAGCAAAAGAUGCAAAUAAAUGCCGUAGAUGACAACCGCUUGUCCAUCCUUGCAAAGAAAGGUCCCAUUCAAGUGUUCCAGGCUAAAUACUCCUACGACCCGAUCCAGUAUUCACCCAAUGAGAAUCCAGAUGCGGAACUUCCAAUCAGUGCUGGCGACUAUGUUCUGGUCUAUGGAGAAAUGGAUGAGGAUGGUUUCUAUGAUGGGGAACUUCUGAAUGGUAAAAGAGGACUUGUGCCUUCAAACUUCAUAGAAAAAGUAUCAGAUGAAGAUCUUGCUGAAUUUCAUGCUGCCAUGUCAGAUGCUAAUCACCAUGAUGACGACAGUAUCAUUGGUAACAGCAUACAACAGGACCUGGACUAUGAUAGCAGUGAGGACGUCGGAGCUAAGGACUCCAGACGAAAAUCAGCAGAUCUGAAACCUACAUCUGACAAACUUUACCCACAAAUAAACCAAAGCAGCAGUCGUUCAAACAGCCGUCCAGCUAGUGACCAUGGUAGUGAUGUAGAUGACCUUGACCUCUUAGACAGUAGUAAAGCCUUGACCUCUAUAAGGGUACAGAGUCAGCCAUCAGAUUCAAUGUUGCCUUGUCCCAGAGAGCUGACCCUGGACAGACAGUUGACCAACAGUAUUGUUAUCAGCUGGAAACCACCACUUGACCACAACAAACUGGAUGUCAAGUCAUAUCAUGUUUAUGUUGAUGGAGUGUUCAAAUCCCUGGUGCGCAAAAAUGAGAGAACGAAAGCAUUACUGGAGAAUGUAGAUUCAAAGGAGGUCCAUAGAGUCAGUGUACGAUGUAACUCAAACAUGGGCCAGUCAGCUGACAGUCAGUGUACCAUGCUGGUGGGCAAAGAUGCCGUUCCUGCUCCUAGCGACCUGAAAGUUAGCGAAAUUACUUCUAACUCCGCCCAAAUCUCAUGGUUACCGGGUAACAGUAACUUAAGCCACACCCUAAGUGUUAACGGACGAGAUGUUCAAGUAGUCAAGCCAGGGCUAUGUGUUCAUACACUGACAGGGCUGGCCCCUGCCUCAGAACACAAGGUGUCGAUUUCUGCUGACAGCCUGUCCAGCAACAGGAAGGAUCACUUGUCAGCGUUUGUCGUCUUCAAAACAGCAUCUGGAGGUGUCCCAGAGCCUCCAUUAAAUGUCCAGGUAGAGGCUGGACCACAAGAAGGCACACUGCUGUUGACAUGGAUACCGGUUACCAUAGAUUCCUCUGGCUUCUCCAAUGGUGCAGUGGUAACUGGUUACAUGGUGUAUGCGGAUGGUAGAAGAGUGAAAGAGGCACAGGGUCCAACAAAUGACCACAUCAUUCUGAAUGCUGAUGAUUUCCAAGCCUUCAUUCCCAAACAACUGUUGGUCCGUACAGUGACUGCAGACAAAACAGAAUCUUCUAACUCGGACCCAAUCAAAUUACCCCACUCACUCAUACAGGAAAUCACAGAUGGGGCAGCCAAAAGGGUGACCAAGGACAUGCCAACUAAACAAACAGUCCAGACCUCAAUGCCCCUAAACUCAAUCGUACCAGAAAUUUCUGAGGGAGACGAAGACAUUGAUACUGUCAUAAAUCGCAUUGCGGCUGAAGCAGAACGCAACAUGAGUCCAGUGCUAGACAAUAUCGAAUACGACGAUGAUUUUAUCGAGGCUAGCAGCACCUCAGAGCUUUCUGACAUUCCAGAGGAGGUGGAGGAGGAAUUUUCCGAGGAGGUCCCUCAAGGGCCUCCCACUAAACUCAGCCCUCAACUGCUUAACGGUCAUGCAUCACUUGGCAAGAAUUCAGGUGCAAAGGCACUAACAGCAACAACUCCUCUCAGAUCUAAUGAAACAUCACCAAGGCAGACAAGGUCAUCUCCAAGGAUACCAGCAAUUGAAAUAACGAGGGACAGUGGCAGUGAGAGAGGGAAUUCUGUGGAUAUAUCAGAAGAGGAGUUGGACAUUUCUAAAUCUCCAGUCAAAACUAAGAGAACAGUGCCCCAUGGUCAUGUUCAGGAUGGUGCUAAGGGCCAACAUAGAAAUAUUUCCCCAGCCUCAACAAGUGCCAGUGUUUCUCCAAGUGAGGAGGUUGUUAGUAAUGGACGCCAUUCAAGGCAUUCCCGUGAGGCUUCACCUCAAAGGGACAGUCAUGUGACUAGUGACCUCAAACACAAAAAUGACAAAAAUAUGUCCAAUCACACCGCCACAGAUCCGCGGAGGAGGCUUUAUCCAGAAAGUCAUAUGUCUCCUAAAAACGGUGACGGUUCACAUCCAGAACAUGGAUCUGUCAAACCUCACAGGAGGAGUCCGGGUCACGGAAGUCCACGGAAUAGCCCCCAGAGGGGGAGUCCUCGGAGGGUGAGUCCUCAAGGAGAUCAUAGUCCACACAAGGAUUUAACGGACAGCAAGACUUACAGUGAUUCAAAUGCUAAUGAUGUGUCACAAGACUCCACCAUUUCUGACGGGAGGUUGGAUAAUAGCGGUGUUCAUCAUGUUCCACAGUUGGAUCUGUCAGACUGUGAUGACAGUGGAGAUGUGGAUUCCAUCAGUGGAGAAAUUAAUCCACCUAUUGAGGACAAUCGGAUUCGAUUGUUUGUGGCUUUGUUCGACUAUGACCCAGAAAGCAUGUCACCUAAUGUUGAAUGUCUGGAUGAAGAACUACCCUUCAAAGAAGGGCAGAUAAUCAAGAUUUAUGGUGAUAAAGAUGCUGAUGGUUUUUACCGGGGAGAGAGUAAUGGUCGAGUUGGCUUCGUGCCAUGUAACAUGGUGUCAGAAGUCCAAGUCGAGGACACAGAACUGGCAGAACAAUUACUCAAAGAGUCGCAGACGGGCUACAAUCCCAGCAUCCAUUUAUCCACAGAUAACUACAUGAAGCCUGCAGACCUUGGGAGUAGAUUGAGUCCUGCCAAAGUCUCCACAGUGACGUCCAGCACACAGGCCAGAAAAAUGGUGGCACUGUACGAUUACGAUCCACAAGAACUAUCUCCUAAUGUUGAUGCUGAGCUGGAGCUGGCCUUCAGAAGUGGUGACACAAUCAUGAUAUAUGGUGACAUGGAUGACGACGGAUUCUACAUGGGUGAACGCAAUGGUCAUCGAGGACUUGUCCCCUCCAAUUUCUUACAGGAGGCUCCCCUAAGUGACGACGAGGUCCUUGAGAGUGCCAGCAUUGUCUCCCCUGCCAGGUCAGGCGAGAGUCUCAGUAAUUUGUCGCGGCACUCUGACCUCACGGCGGACAAAACGCAGAAAGUGGGACUUGGCUCACAAUUGGACCAACAGCUAUCACAUGAUACAGUGAAUUCAGUAGCCAAUCAGAAUCUCCCUCCAUCGGAACAGAGACCCUCCUCUCCAGAGGACGUGAAGCAUAAAAAGAAGAGCUCUAGUCUUCUAUCCAAGGGCAAAAAUAUCUUUAAAAAACUCACUCGAUGAUGAAUGUUGAUGGCUUCUGCCAGGAAGUCAGCUUGUGUUGUCCUUACCUCGUCCAGUCCUGGAAAUGGAUGCUAAUGUAUGUGUGCAGAUUCUUUGACACUGAUUAAUUGUCAGUGUAUGAUGUUAAAAACUUCAGAUUAAGUGCCAUUUAUUUGCUGAAUAAGUUAUGUGACAUAUAGACUAGGAAAAAAGAAUCAUUUUGGAAAGAACUUGUCUCAGGUAUUUGAACUUCUCCCUCUUUUUCUGCCAGUAGUUUAUAUGCCAGUCAUAUGCUUUAAUCCAAUGUCUCUAGGACACUGAUAUUACCUACACAUUUUCUUGCAUUUUGUGUUGUACAAUUUGAACAUCAUUUAUACUUCUUCUGUCAUGUGACAGGAAGUAGCUGUCUUGAAUCAUGUGACUGGUUGUGAAUUUUUAUUUGUGAGUUAUGAUAAUAGAGAAUAAAGAAUGUUUGUUUUUGUAAAGCCAAAGAGUGAGAGAAAUGUAUAAGGGGAGAAAAAUCUUGAGUUUCUUGCCAGUUCUUGAUGUGUGUAAAUGUUAGCAUGUGGUACAUGUAAUCAAAAAAUGCUGCCAUAAUAUUUUUACUACAAGGAAGGUGUAUGCUGCAUUUUUUAUGUUUAAUGAUGUUAGAAAGUAAUGGACUUUAUUUUACAGUGCUUUGUUACCAUGUGAAAUGUCUGUGAUAAACCAGUUAUUGACUUGUACAGGUACUGUAUUCUCAGAAAUAUGUACCACAUUCCAAAAUCAGAUAUUGACUGUAUAUUCCAAGAAAAAUAGAAUUCCAUGCUUUUAUAAAUUUUAAAUGCAAUACUUAAUAGAGGAAGUCCAUUCCAGGUUUAUGUUUUAAAAAAAGGUAAUCAAAGUUUAUCUUUGAUUGUAUUUAAUGUUAAGGUGUACAAAUUAUGUUUAAUGCCAGACAUGAAAAAACUCUGAUAAUGGAAUUGUUCCCAUACUAUGUAUACUAGGUGCUAUUGUGUGUUGUGAUAUAUUUGAGUAAUCCAAUCUGUGCCUAUCUAGGUAUCAUACUAUGAAGUUGAUGAGGAGAAAAUUCACUAUGUCAGUUAAGUCAUUAAAUGCUCUUUUCUGUUUCAAAACAAUGUUUUUUCAUUAUUUGUAGUCAGCAGCCAGCGAAAAGGUAGAUUUAAUACUCCAGACAACAGUCAGUAAAUGAGCAUGAGUUAAUGCUUAUUGGUGUUAUUUUUUAAGGAUCAUUAACUUUUAAUUUGCAGAGAAAUUAUUGUGGAGAAUGAAAAUGUGAAGAAAAUAUUUAGUACACCCUUUGAUGAAAUAGAAUCUCAUGUUAUUAUAUAACGCUGAACACGAUCAUUUUCUAUGAUUCCCGUAAAUUACUGAUUAAAACAAUCUUAAGUACUUUGUUAUUCAGACGUACUUGAUAUUAUAUACAGGGCCUCGUAUGUUGUUGGGGCAGAUCUUAUUUAUUCAUGUAGAAAUGUGUAUGGUAUUGUACAACAUCCAAUGUAUUUAUUGUUAAGUUUUUGUAUGAAAUAGGACCAUAUGUGAUGUGAUUUCAGAAUAAAUUAUUUUUUGCAAGUA
Messenger RNA from Saccostrea echinata, 7803 nucleotides. RefSeq names its product RIMS-binding protein 2-like. NCBI's taxonomy places the organism in Eukaryota, Metazoa, Mollusca, Bivalvia, Ostreida, Ostreidae. Gene Ontology annotation, molecular function: protein binding. Gene Ontology annotation, biological process: neuromuscular synaptic transmission. The record is from RefSeq and is a predicted model, not a curated record. Bases 118 to 6249 code for a protein of 2043 amino acids. The transcript has 36 exons.